Molecule: messenger RNA, 1664 nt
Organism: Ceratosolen solmsi marchali
Lineage: Eukaryota; Metazoa; Arthropoda; Insecta; Hymenoptera; Agaonidae
Gene: flr
Product: actin-interacting protein 1 flr
Exons: 11
Coding region: 150-1613 (487 amino acids)
Biological process (GO): sarcomere organization; locomotion; actin filament depolymerization
Cellular component (GO): cortical actin cytoskeleton
Molecular function (GO): actin filament binding
Source: RefSeq, a predicted model, not a curated record
AAUCGUAAAAUUUGCCAUUUGCUUGUGCAGAUCAGUCUGGUAAAGUGAGGAUUUGGGAUACUGUGAAUAAAGAACAUAUUCUAAAAAAUGAAUUCCAUCCAAUCGGCGGCCCAAUUAAAGAUAUCGCGUGGUCACCCGAUAAUCAGCGAAUGGUUGUCGUUGGAGAGGGACGAGAGAGAUUCGGGCAUGUUUUUAUGUCCGAGACUGGCACGUCUGUCGGAGAAAUUUCCGGACAGAGUAAGCCAAUAAAUUCGUGCGACUUUCGACCAUCGAGACCUUUUCGACUUAUAACCGGAAGCGAAGAUAAUACGAUCGCUAUUUUCGAAGGACCUCCAUUUAAAUUCAAAAUGACUAAACAAGAGCACACCCGUUUCGUGCAGGCAGUCCGCUAUUCGCCAUCUGGCAACCUGUUUGCGUCAGCAGGUUUCGACGGUAAGGUUUACAUUUACGACGGCACGAGUUCCGAACUUGUUGGAGAAGUCGGCUCACCGGCACAUCAAGGAGGUGUUUACGGACUCGCUUGGAAGCCAGAUGGGACUCAAUUUUUGACUGCAUCCGGAGAUAAAACGUGCAAAUUGUGGGAUGUUGAGACGAGAACCAUUGUUGACGAAUUUGUUAUGGGAGCUACAGUCGAUGAUCAGCAAGUCAGCUGUUUAUGGCAAGGAAAUCACAUACUAUCUGUUUCACUAAGUGGCUUUAUAAAUUAUCUCGAUAUUAAUAAUCCGCUGAAGCCCCUAAGGAUAGUGAAGGGUCAUAAUAAGCCGAUCACAGUAUUGACAACAAGUCAGGAUAAAAGUACAAUAUACACGGGCUCCCACGAUGGGUACGUAACAAAUUGGAAAUCAGACACUGGGGAAAAUGAUCGCGUUCAGGGCCAAGGCCACGGCAAUCAAAUAAAUGGAAUGAAAGCAACAUCGGACCUAGUGUACACCGCUGGAAUUGACGACACUCUAAGAACAAUUGACAUCGCAACAAACUCGUACGAAAACACAUCGAUAUUGAGGUUGGGUUCGCAACCAAAAGGCCUUGACGUUCAGGGCAAUAUAGUCAUUAUUGCCGCUGUGAAGCAGAUUGUUGUUACAAUAGACGGGAAGAAAGUUUCGAGUUUGUCGGUCGAUUACGAUCCAUCGUGUGUGACCAUAAAUCAAGAAAAUAAUGACGUUGCCGUUGGAUCAACAUCGGAUAAUAAGGUUUACAUUUAUGAACUUGAUGGAACUAAUCUUACAUCAAAGACGGAAUUGGAACAUUUGGGCCCGAUAACCGAUGCCUCUUAUAGUCCCGAUAAUAAGUAUUUAGUUGCUUGUGAUGCAAAUCGAAAAGUUAUCCUUUACGUGGUUCCUGAAUAUAAGAAAUUGGCACACAAUAAGGAAUGGGGCUUCCAUAAUGCAAGGGUGAAUUGUGUAGCAUGGAAUCCAACAUCUUCAAUGGUAGCCAGUGGAAGUCUUGAUACGACAAUUAUUAUUUGGAGUGUUACUAAUCCCGCGAAACAUACGAUCAUCAAAAAUGCUCAUUCACAAAGUCAAAUUACCCAGCUACUUUGGUUAGACGAAGAAACGGUAAUUUCUGUCGGUCAAGACUGCAAUACAAAGAUAUGGCGUGUGGAAAAAAUCUGAUUAUGCUGAAAAAAAAAAAAUCUGUUUUACAAGGAACAGCUUUAUUAACAA